Poecilia reticulata (guppy) is the source of this 2062-nucleotide messenger RNA. The record is from RefSeq and is a predicted model, not a curated record. NCBI's taxonomy places the organism in Eukaryota, Metazoa, Chordata, Actinopteri, Cyprinodontiformes, Poeciliidae.
GCUGGGACUACAAGGGACCCGAGGACAUGCACGGGAAGAGAGUGGUGGUCAUCGGCAUCGGCAACUCAGGAGGAGACAUCGCCGUGGAGAGUAGCAAAUUUGCAGAGCAGGUGUAUAUGAGCACCCGUCGCGGCGCCUGGGUGAUUCGUCAGGUCUCAGAUAACGGCGUUCCGGUGGACAUGAUGUACAACACAAGGUUCGUCCACAUCCUAUUCCAGCUGCUGCCCAUCAACUUCUUCAACUGGUUUGGAGAGAAGAAACUCAACGGCAUGUACGACCACACAACGUACGCCCUCAAGCCCAAACACAGGCUCUUCAGUCAGAUCCCAGUGAUCAAUGAUGAUCUGCCUCUGAAGAUUCUUUCAGGAUCCGUCGUCAUCAAAUCGAAUGUAAAGGAAAUUUGUGGCUCCACUGUGGUGUUUGACGAUGGGAGCACAGUGGAAAUGGUAGACACAAUUGUGUUCGCCACAGGGUACAACUAUGGCUUCCCCUACUUGCCAAACAAUGUUCUUUAUAAGUCAGGCCACAGAGUAGGUCUCUACAAGCACGUAUUCCCUCCAAACUUGGAGCAUACCACUCUAGGUGUGGUGGGUUUCAUUCAUGCCCUCGGCGCCAUCAUGCCUCAAGCGGAAAUGCAGGCCCGAUGGGUGGCACGUGUCUUCAAAGGACUUAAGAAGCUUCCCUCAAACCAAACCAUGAUCAAAGCUGUUGACAAGGACACUAAGGACAUUGAGAAAAACUACAUUGUGUCAAAGUUGACCCCGCUGCAGGUGGACUUUGUUUCCUACAUGGACGACAUCGCUGGAGAGAUUGGAGUGAGGCCGGGUCUUCCCUGGCUCUUCUUCACAGACUACCAGCUGUUCAAGCAUGUGCUCUGGGGACCCGUCUCCUCCUACCAGUACCGGCUGAUGGGGCCAGGGAAGUGGGAUGGGGCCCGCAAAGCGAUCUUCACCCAGUUCGAUCGGAUGUACCAGCCCCUAAAAAGCAGGAAGCUGGAGGAGCCAGAGUCCUCCAUUACGGGGCACCUGGUUAAGCUGAGCCUGGUGAUCCUGAGUGGAGGAGCCGUGGCGUACUACUUCCACACACACCACCCAAACACCAUACCCACCCUGCUGUCCAACAUUCGUCCACAGGCAGCCUGGAGAUGAGUGAAGAACUCGGGACUGUUCAAUCCAAUCGGCUCAAAACCAGACCAAUGACAGUGACAUUGUGCUUAUUCCGUGCGCUUACCUUUUGUGAACUCUUGGAAGUGGAUUGUCAAAUUAUGCUUAUUAGGCGACUGUUUCAAAAUACAAAUGUAGAUUUAAAAUGUGUUUGUGCUUUUAAACAGGUCAGCUAAACUUCACUUCGGCUGCUGUAAUGCAAGCGGUACGCUCAAACAUGUAUAUUUAAGUAAGUGAUUUUUGUUUUUUAUCGCAAAUGUAAAAAAAAAAGACUUGCAGGGUUUUUUGUUUUUCAAAAUAAUUUUUUUUUCACCCAUUUUCUGUUUACUGAUAGAGUCCAUCAGAUUUUUUAAUUAAAAGUCUAGUAAGUAUAUUUUGUUUUUCCUCAAAAGCACUAUUAGACAUACCACCCCAGUUUAAUUCUGCAUGUGUCACUUUUUUUUUUUUUUUGCACAAUAGAGGAACACUAAAAAAUAAACUAUACCAUACCCUGUAGCUGCUUUAUCAGAUAUAUAACAUAAUGUUUGUGUGCAAAAACAAUUGUAUCAUCAGAACUUGCAUAUUCAUAAUAACAGCACCCUUCGUAUUUUUUGGAAACACAUUUCUAGAUGUGCGAAGUUCCUCUUGUAUCGCAGCAGCAAAUUUUGAAUACUUUUUUUCAACUAGAGGAUCGCUGCCAAUAAAGUCGCCAAUAUUUCUUGGGAAUCCUAGCAGAAGUAUCUUUCAGUUCAUAAUUCAGGAUCUGUCUAACAUCUAGUGAUUUUAUCAGACAUCUAUGUCUUCCUUUUUCUGUUGAGUGUAAAUAUGAUCUUUUCUCCUCAUUCAUUAACCUUGUAUGUUUUGCAUGAGGUUACUCAGCCCCACCAAACUAAAGUCCCAAAUGAAAUAUUUUUGCAAUA